AAGUGACUUGAUUUUAUGGUAAAUCAUUUCCCAAUGCAAAUCCAGAUAACAUAUAUAAAAUGAAAAAAGAAAAAAAUAAUAAACACAGGGCAUCGAACACGGAAAUAUAGAAUACGCAGAAGGACAAGUGUUAUUAGUUUCGUCGGCGACGAUGUGUGGUGGAAAGGGUAAUGGUAGUAUUGAUUGCAGCGGAACUUGACCGCGCAAACUCUCUAUCUGCCUUCAAUGAAAUGACGUGCUUACAUAUGGAACCACGACGGACGGAACGACGAUAAAAACCUGUGGAUACCACACCUGGCCGACACCUGCCAGUUGAAACGGUGAUGAUGACAUCGACCCUCUGUACCUGCACAUGGUUGCUGUUACCCUGCUGUGUUUUCAUCACUCUCUCUACCGGUGAACACGAUUUUUAUCGUGAUGAUAUUCCUGAAUCUUCGAACAUUGCGCUUAAGCAAUUUUUGAUUAAAUAUCUUAAGGGACAAAGAAUGUAUUAUCCUUCAUUGUUUGCGAGCCAAGCUUACAAGAAACAUCAUUUGAAUUUAUAUCGCCAAAAAAAAGAAUUUUUGGAGGCUUUGAUCAAUAAAAGAAAUUUGGCUGAAAUUCUAAGAAAAGAGAAAUCGAAAAAAUGGAAUUAUCGGAAAAUAAAAUACAACGAGCCGAUCAACGAAUUAGCGCAAGAGAGGGAACAUUAUUCUCCGCUUUAUAAAAUAUUGAAUCCGUUCCAGAGUUCCUUGAAAUAUAUGAACUUUAAGAUGCCUUAUUUUUCCCAUGAAACGAACGAUGAUGAGGAUAUGAAUUUUCAAGACGAUGACGAAGAUGAAUAUGAUCAAAACUUUGAUAGAGGAAUGAAGGAAGAACCAUUGUUUGCACUCCACGGAAGUUACAGUGGUUCAAUUAACGAAGACGGCAAAACUGAUAUACAAAAAUCGCAAGCGAUCAUACCGGAAUUCAUUUUUAAAUUUGAGGAUUCAAUUUUGCCCGAGAGACAUCCGUUCGCAGUAAAACCCAAUGAUCCUAGAUAUUAUAACAACGCUCUUUUUUCGUUAGAUGAUAAAGACAAUUCGGAUUUCGAAAAAUCGAUAAAAAAUAAUACAAAAUGGGAACAAGAGAAUAUAAUAACAGUAAAUGGACCCAUCGUACGUAAGGAAAAUCCAAGAAAUAUUGAAUCCAAAUUUAAGAAUACGGAUCCAGUAAUACCUGAAUUGGAACGACGAACGGAAUACAAUCCAUUGUUUGUACCUGUAAACCAGGAUUUGAAUAAUGAUAUAUAUUUUACUGGUGAAAUGGAAGUAAAGAAUCCAUUGUUCCAUGAUGAUCCAACACCAGCAACACCAGCACAAAAUAACAAAGAAGAGGACCACAUAUAGUUUGAAUAAAUAUUAAAUAUAUUUAAUUUGAAUAUUUUUUCUGGUGCUUAGCUCACUGUUAAUGUACCAUAUCGGAAACAUUUAUCUAUAUAUCGAAUGUAAACAACUUUAAUAUUUAUAUGACGCGGGAAGUCAAAAUAGAAAAUUAACUAAAGAUCUGAAUAUAAGACCAUUUUUGCGUUUCGUGCAAGAGAUAUAUCAUAUAAAACGAUGAAUAUUCUACAUCGUUACAAACUAUCGUGUUUGUUUGAAAACACAUAUUUUUUAACUCCAUGAUGUACUAUAGUUUGUACUUUCAUAGCAAGUACGGUUAGCUAUAUUGAUUGACAUUAUUUUUCUACUCACCGUUACACUUGCAAAAUAGAGUACAGAUUGGAGAUUAUAUUAUAUAUACUAUAAUAUCUAAUAUCACUUUAUAUACCUGAUUCUAAUUUUUAAAUCUAGAGAUUAAUAUUUGUUAUGCAUGUUUUCAAUACUUUUUCUCACUAUAUAUUAAUAA
Apis laboriosa (Himalayan honeybee) is the source of this 1866-nucleotide messenger RNA. RefSeq lists its product as uncharacterized. The record is from RefSeq and is a predicted model, not a curated record. Lineage: Eukaryota; Metazoa; Arthropoda; Insecta; Hymenoptera; Apidae. Bases 324 to 1367 code for a protein of 347 amino acids. The transcript is spliced from 4 exons.